AAUUAUAAAAGACACAAUUGCAAGUGUUAUAAAAAUAUAAAAAAUUCAAGGAAUAUAUAUAUUAGUAUUUUUAUCAUAAGUAUAUUUUGUAGUGUUAGUCAUAGUUAGAGGAAAAAAUGGAGGGAAAUGAUAGCGUGAGGGGCAUAUUGAAGGUUGGGGCCAAUGUGGUUGACAAUAUCAUAUUGAAGACGGCCAAGUUCGAUGAGAUGAACGUUUUGGCGACCUUUCAUCCGGCGAACAAGGACUACGGCCACAUGAUUAUCGAUGAGCCGAAGACGCCGUUUGUCUUUGAUGAAGACUUGCCACAUGAUCUGGACACGACCACGCUGAUGGAGAAGCUGCGCCUGGCCGCAUUAUCGGAGACGCCGGCUUUUGGCAUUGAUGUCGACUCGGACGAUUCGUCGGUGGACGAAGACUAUCCGGAAUCGGUCGAUGAGAAGGUGCGUCGCCUGGAGUUCGAGCGUCGUCGCAAACUGCACUACAAGGAGUUUCUAUCGGUGCCGCUGGCGCGUCGCCUCAUUGCCCUGGAGUUCGGCGACAUGAUCAGCUCGGAGAUCAGCAUAAAGGAUGAGACGGUGCCGGACAUGGAGAGCUGCUCGUUCGAGACGUGUGUCAAUGAAGAAUCCGGCCGUAGCAUUUUAGGGUCCCCGGGCUCAUUGGGCUCCAUGCCGACGUCGAGGCACAGCUUAGAAGAAUUACAAGAACCACCAGUAAUCGAGCCGGGUUUCGCCAAAGAUCAUCCCUGUUAUCAAAAGCUUAUGGCCGAAUUGAAUUUAUUGCCAGAAGUCACGCCCAUUCGACAGUCGGUGACAAUAGCAGCCGGAGACCCUGCAACGGCAGAGGAUGAUCAGAAGUUAGGAAAGGAAACGGCGGAGCAGCCGGCGCCAAGAACUACCUAGGCCACAGGACGGACUAAAAGGACUAUAGAUCUCAUCUGGCAUUUGAAGCUAAUUUAUGUUAUGCAUUUUGAUGUUCUCCUGUUCAAAUUAAGACUGCCUGCUAGCGAUGUCUAUUAAAAUUGUUACGUUCAAGUGAA
Messenger RNA from Drosophila montana, 1036 nucleotides. Its product is annotated as protein phosphatase inhibitor 2. The coding region runs from base 117 to 899 and encodes 260 amino acids. The transcript has a single exon. NCBI's taxonomy places the organism in Eukaryota, Metazoa, Arthropoda, Insecta, Diptera, Drosophilidae. The record is from RefSeq and is a predicted model, not a curated record. Gene Ontology annotation, molecular function: protein phosphatase inhibitor activity. Gene Ontology annotation, biological process: regulation of signal transduction.